CCUCAGUCUGCAUCUGUUGCAGUAGGUGGCUUUGCUUGAAGUAUGUAAGGAAAGCUCCGCCUCAUGCAGUGUUUCCGGGCGCUGUGCUGCAAGGGACCCCCGCCCGCGCGCCCCGAGUAUGACCUGGUCUGCAUAGGCCUCACGGGCUCCGGCAAGACCAGCCUGCUGUCCCGGCUCUGCAGCGAGAGUCCGGAGCACGUCGUCUCGACCACAGGUUUUAGUAUAAAAGCGGUGCCGUUCCAGAACGCCGUCUUGAACGUGAAGGAGCUCGGAGGGGCCGACCACAUCCGGAAGUACUGGAGCCGCUACUACCAGGGCUCCCAGGGGGUGAUCUUCGUGCUCGACAGCGCGUCUUCCGAGGGCGAGCUGGAGACGGCGAGGAACGAGCUGCACUCGGCGCUGCAGCACCCGCAGCUCUGCACGCUGCCCUUCCUGAUCCUCGCCAACCACCAGGACAAGCCGGCCGCCCGCUCGGCCCAGGAGGUCAAAAAAUAUUUCGAGCUUGAGCCCCUGGCCCGCGGAAAGCGCUGGAUUCUGCAUCCCUGCUCGCUGCACGACACGGACGCCCUGAAGGACAGCUUCGCGCAGCUGAUCAACCUGUUGGAGGAGAGGGACCAGGACGCUGCAAGGCUGUGACACCGCCGAGGGCCUCAGCCUCCCGGGUGGCUGCCGUCGGGCGUGAGACGUGCCCCUCUCCUCUCGC
Molecule: messenger RNA, 703 nt
Organism: Miniopterus natalensis
Lineage: Eukaryota; Metazoa; Chordata; Mammalia; Chiroptera; Miniopteridae
Source: RefSeq, a predicted model, not a curated record